This is a messenger RNA of Plenodomus lingam JN3, 2781 nucleotides long. The record is from RefSeq and is a predicted model, not a curated record. NCBI's taxonomy places the organism in Eukaryota, Fungi, Ascomycota, Dothideomycetes, Pleosporales, Leptosphaeriaceae.
AUGCGCAGCAGCGAGACCCGUCUCCCCCCACCAUUCCGGGACGACACGCCUGCUACUCCCGUGUCUGGCUCCGGCUACCACCUCUAUAACAUCUACGAAUACCUCACACAGCCGGGCAAGAACAAGAAGAUGCCCAUGACGCUGGGUAUCAAUAUACCAAAGGGGAUGAUCAUGAUUGCUCCUGAAAAAUCCCGCGAUGGCCCGCAGCAGGAAUGGAGUGCGGAGAAGAUGGAGUAUUAUUCCCAAGAAGGCAAGCACAUCUUCAUGGAGCUCAAGCAGCCCAGCAAAAGCAUCGACUUCCACUGCGGGGCCAAAGACACUGCCUCGGAAAUCAUGUUUGCGCUUGGUGAGCUCGCUGGAGCAGCCAAGGGUGCUGGGCUGCGUGAAGUGCUCGCUGCUGGCUCUGGCAACUCGAACGUGCAAAAGAAGGGCAAGAUGUUGUUCGACUUCAUGGCACAAGGCGACGACGAAGUCACAGUAGGCCUCGAUGACGAGAUCCUGAUUCUUGACGAUUCAGCGAGCGACGAGUGGUGGAAAGUCAGACGGCUGAAAAAUGGCAAAGAAGGUGUCGUGCCCGCUAACUACGUUGAGAUCACAGAGACGGUCCCAAUACACAAUUCUGCUUCCCACAUCGCUCGAUCAGGCACAAAUGCCGGUCGGUCGAUAGUCGAACAGAACAGACGCGAGGAAGAGGAACUUGCGCGUCAGGCUUCGAGACGGAAGAGAACGGAGAGCGAAGCAAGGACCGAUCAGGUAGGCCCUGGCCUGCAUUUGCCCUCGCGUAAUUCCAGCCUCAUGCAAACAAACGUUGACCACCGUCGUACUUCGCAGAGAUCGAGCAAGCGUGAAAGCUCUUCCAAGGACCCAAGCUCAAAGUCCUCCUCCAAGCCUAAUCCCGCCAAGGUGCGCACUUGGACAGACCGAUCUGGCUCAUUCAAGGUUGAAGCCGAGUUCAUUCUUAUCAAGGAUGGCAAGAUUCACCUUCAUAAAGUGAAUGGUGUCAAGAUAGCGGUGCCUGUAACCAAGAUGUCAGUUGAAGACUUGGAAUACGUCGAGCGUGUCACGGGUGAAUCAUUGGACGAUGACAAGCCAUUAUCGGAUCUAAAGAAAAGAAGUGAGCAAAGGGAGCAGCGGGCUCGAGAUACAGGGCCGCGAUCGCCGGCUGGAAUCACCGUAGAGAAGAAGCCAGACUAUGAUUGGUUUGAUUUCUUCCUCAAGUGCGGCGUCAAUCCCCAGAUAUGUGAACGGUAUGCCCAGGCCUUCUACAAGGAUCAGAUGGGUGAGGAGAAUAUACCUGAUAUCACGCCGACACUUUUGCGUACAUUGGGUCUGAAGGAGGGUGAUAUCCUUCGUGUCACCAAAUACCUAGAUGGCAAGCUUGGACGAACAGGUGGUGACAAGCGCAGCGUCAGCUUUGCUGAAGAUGGUGAGGAGGGAAGCGCGGGUGGACUCUUCUCCGGCCCUGGUGGCGCGCUGAGAAACAACACCCGCAAGGGACGGCCUGCACCUCCUGUCCAGACCAGCGAUGUUGUCGAUGCGAAGGCCUUUGAAUCAAAGACAGACGGCUCAGUCAAGAAGGCAACAGACGGCACGGCAACUCCGUUGGUCUCUGCCCCGACGCCAAAUAAGGUGGAAGGAUUCGAGGAUAAUGCUUGGGAUGUCAAGCCAUCCAAAUCAGCGUCUGCAUCUACCGCACCGCCCGCUGCCUCACCAUCCUCAACAGAAGCAGCCGCUCCUGCUGCGAAAGCACCUACGCUCACGGGCUCUCUAGGCGAGCUGUCUCUGCUCGAUAUGCCUGCAUUGAAGCCUGAGGAGAUAGCUCAACCAGCGCCUACCCCCGCCUCUCAGGCAGCUCUAGCCCCCCAAUCCUCUCAGACCUCUCAACCAGCUCAAGGACCCGCCCCUUCUGCGCCAGCUCCUGUCCAACAAGCGCAGCCAAUUGGUGCUACUCCAACUUUAUUCGAGCAAGUUGCUGCCAUCAAGGCUUUGACGCAGCCUCAUAACAUUGCCCCUCCUCGGAUGCGACCACAAGCACCCCAGCAACAACAGGCAGGAGGACUCAUUGCUCCACCGCCACAACGCUCCUCUUCUGCUCCCAUGAAUCCCCAACAGAGCGCAUUUGGUCCGCCCCCACCGUUGCAGCCCCAACUUACAGGCUACAACCCAAACAUGAUGCAGAACAUGCAGGGUAUGCAACCGCAGAUGACUGGAUAUACACAACAGCCUGGCAACAUGGGUCUUCAAAAUGGCCUCAUGCCUCAACCAACAGGCUACAACGGCAUGUCUCCACCACAACAGCCUAUGCAGACUGGUUUUGCGCCGUUUCAACAACAACAACAACAACAACAACAAGCUGCCGGCUUCCAACAGCCCAUGCCAACAGGCUAUCAGCAGCAGGGAUUUCAGCAAAACUUCCCCCAAAAUGGAAGCCCAUUUGCUGACCCUCCGCACGCACCAUUCCAACCUAUGCAGCCUCAGCAGACGGGCUAUAGCACCUUUCAGCCAUCCCCACUCAAUCCACAAGCCACGGGUAUCAACCGCUUUCUACCUCCUGCGAUUCAGCCUCAGCCCACUGGAUUCAUGUCCGGACAGGCUCCUCCGCCCGUUCCACCGAUGCCCUCGAUGCCCAACAUGCCGCAGACCAAGCCUCUAGUAGCGCAAAAGACGGGCCCCCCUCCGACGAUCAAGUUUGGCGUGCCCGCAGCCAAAAAGCUGACGCCGCAACCGACGGGGAGGGCGAACCUUGCCAAUGCCACUCCGCAAAAUCCGUUUGGUUUCUAA